AUGACAUACCUGGGCAUCGUUCUGGAUGAAAGGUGGUCCUUCGUGGAACACUUCCGCCGGCUGUCCGAAAAGGUCUCCAGGGCAGCUGGAGCCCUCGCGUCGCUCCUCCCGAAUCUCGGGGGGCCGAGCAUCGGCUGCCGACGGCUGUACAUGGGUAUCAUCCGAUCGAUGGUCAUGUACGGCUCGCCGAUCUGGGCUUACCAUCUCUCGCCCCAGAAUCGGCUCGUACUCGGACGGAUACAAAGGGUGAUGGCGACCCGGGCAGUGCGUGGCUACCGCACCAUAUCCAAGGAUGCGGCAUGCCUGCUCGCGGGUAGCACACCCUGGGACCUCGAUGCUCAAGCACUUGCCGACGUAUUUUGGCGUUGCGCAGCGGUCCGCGCGGAGGGAAGCAACCCUUUACCGGACGCCGUACGUCGGUGGAGGAGCUCAGCAGAGGAGACGGCACUGGAGACGUGGGCGCAGCGACUAGAGGAGCCUACUGUGAGCAUUAACCUUAUAGAGGCGAUCCGCCCCUUAUUCAGGGAGUGGAUAAAGCGCAGGCAUGGAGCGCUGACCUUCCGACUCACACAGAUGCUGACCGGGCAUGGCUGCUUCGGUCGGUAUCUGUGCGAGAUUACUGGAAGCGAACCGACCGCAGAAUGUCAUCACUGCGGUGCGGACCGGGACACGGCCGAUCACACACUCACGGCGUGUCCCGCUUGGUCGGAACAACGAGCGGAACUCUCAUCCAACAUCGGUGAGGACAUAACGCUCCCAGCGCUCAUCAGGGCCAUGGUGAGGAGCGAAGAAGAGUGGACAGCCGUCGAGACAUACGCGCACAACGUCAUCUCGACGAAGGAGGAGGCCGAGCGCGUGAGAGAGCAGGCGGCGCUCGAACUCCCAGGAAGAAGGCCGAGGCGGAGACGUGUCGCUCGUAAUGGCCACGACAUCCCGCCUUAG
This is a messenger RNA of Aricia agestis (brown argus), 942 nucleotides long. RefSeq lists its product as uncharacterized. The record is from RefSeq and is a predicted model, not a curated record. The transcript has a single exon. Bases 1 to 942 code for a protein of 313 amino acids. NCBI's taxonomy places the organism in Eukaryota, Metazoa, Arthropoda, Insecta, Lepidoptera, Lycaenidae.